AUGAACCAUACAGUUUUCCAUGUGCAAAAUUCAGCAGACAUUUAUUAAAAAAAGAAUAAUAUUAAAUUUGAGUUAAGCAUACAUUCUGAUAAAGAUAUUGAUAUGAAUCUGUAAUAUUUGGAAUAAGAAGUUUCAUUUUAACUCAGAGAUUGCUUUUUUGAUCCAAGAAAUGACAAAAGUGGAUCGAUUUCUAAAAAUUAGAUAAAAAAGAUUUUAUUUGCUUAUCUAAGAUAUUAAAAUGACGAAAAAGUCAUUUAAUUCCUUUCUUCAGUGAUAUCAAGUUAGUGGGGAGGAAACUUAAAGAGUGUAGUUUUUAAGUUAGCGGAGCUGAAUGGAAUAUUUCCGCAAAAGGAUAUUGUUAUAAAAUCUAUAUAAGAAAGCAUCAGUAGCGUUUCUUCUUAUUCGCUUAAAAAAAUAUCAGAAGAAAUAUCUUUGUUUUUUAUUGAUUGGUUUUUUGAGGAUCAAACUAGUGCAUUUCAUUUUUAGGUCUUUGAAAUCUACAGCUAAAUAUGCAAAAAUAUUAAUUCAGCUGACUCAUUAAAAAAUUCAACUCAAACAAGAUAAUUAUCAUUCAAAAUCUUAAGUAACAUGCUUACAAAUUUAGUGCUUGCUUAAUCUAAAAACUACAACUAAUAUAUAGUUUAACAUAUAAUUCAAUUUAUAACAUCUAAGAAAUAGCAAAUCAUAGAAAUAUUUUGCAACAACUUUAAAUCAGAUUUGAAUUCUGCAACUUUCAAACAAUAAAUAGAAGUAAUUAGUCACUUAAACUAAUUAACAGAGAGCUAAUUUAUAUUUCAAGAUUUAAUUAAUUCGACCUUUAACAUUGCCUUUGACAUGCUAAUAAACUUAAAGGACGUUCAUGUAAUUUUAGAGUAUCACAAGUAAUCGUAUGAAUAGAUAUCUAAAAAUGAGUUAUUAAAACAAUAAUAUGCUCUCGGUCUUAGAAAUUCAUUGGAAAAUUAAAACUAUUAAAUUAAUUUAGCAUUUGUAAUUCAUUAGCUUAUUCAAAAUAAUGACAUAUAAAUGUUUAAAAAUAUAUCUUCAUUCUUAUUGGCAAAUAUUGAUGUUAUAGAAAAGUUUGAAAUAUCUUAUAGACAUUUCCUCAUAAAAAGAUUGUAAUUAGGAGAAGGUGAAAACGAAGCAAACUUUUUUGAUAUAUUGUGUAAAAUUAUUGGAAGUAAUAAGAUUAGUCAUAUCACACAAAUAGUUAGUGAUUUGAAGAAAGAAAAGGAUAAAAUGUGGGUUCGAGAUAAGAAUGUUUCCAUUUUGCUAAUAAAUAAACAAAAUGCUACAUUCCAGCAAAUUAUAAAUUAGUUUCAAAGAUAAAAUAUUCCUUAAAUCAGUGAAAUCUAAAAGAUAAUAACAAAUAUUUUUACUACUCUAAAAUAAAGUAUGUCUAAAAAAUAAUUUCUACUUACCAAUGAUAUAAUAGUCAAAGUAUAGAUACAAUUUUCAGAUAAGAAUUAUGUUGUUUAACUCUCUCUUGAUUAGUAUUCUCUCUUAAGCUAAUUUUAAAAGAAAAAUUAAAUUAAAAAAGAUGAACUUAAAAAAGUAUCGUCCUUGAAUGAUGAAGAUUUUCAACUUAAUUUACAAUCACUGAUUAAUUCAUCGUUUAAUGGCUAAAAUUUACUAUUAGUUAAAGAUGAUGAUAUUUAGUUUAAUCUUAAAUUUGGGAAUAACAAUUAAGAAUAUGACUUUUCAAUGGAGUGUAAUGUUAAGUACUUGAUUGGUCAUUUCCAUAAAUCUUCCCAGAAAGAAAAUAAAAAGAUAGCCAUUUCUUUUGAAGAAAAUCCUGGAUAAAAAAAAUAUAUUAUUGAAGCAGGUAUUGUAAAAAUGGCAAAGCAAUUAAUGUCGUUUGAUAAAAAUGUCAUAUUUUAAAAGACCCUUGAUUAUUUGAGAGAUAAAAUACAGCUUGAUUUUACCAACUUUGAUACUGCUCUUGAAGGAUUGAUAAAAAAAUAAUACAUCGAAGACAAAGGAUAAAAUUAGUAUAAAUACAUUCCAUGA
Messenger RNA from Tetrahymena thermophila SB210, 2007 nucleotides. RefSeq names its product cullin protein neddylation domain protein. The transcript is spliced from 13 exons. Lineage: Eukaryota; Ciliophora; Oligohymenophorea; Hymenostomatida; Tetrahymenidae. The record is from RefSeq and is a predicted model, not a curated record.